Messenger RNA from Bombyx mandarina (wild silkworm), 3842 nucleotides. It is a transcript of the gene rst, whose product is annotated as irregular chiasm C-roughest. The record is from RefSeq and is a predicted model, not a curated record. Gene Ontology annotation, cellular component: plasma membrane; cell-cell junction. Lineage: Eukaryota; Metazoa; Arthropoda; Insecta; Lepidoptera; Bombycidae. Gene Ontology annotation, biological process: cell-cell adhesion. Gene Ontology annotation, molecular function: cell adhesion molecule binding.
GCAACAACCGUCGGGUAGCUCCAGCCAGUACGCGGCAUUUCGAAUAUCGAACGACGUGUCAGUGUGUGCGUUAAAAACAAAAUAAAUUUCGAACGUUUUCGAAGAGAAUUCGAAAUUCGAAUUUAAUAAAUAAACCAUUGUGGUGUUGUUAACUUUUCUAUUAUUUUUUUUGUUUAUGUGUGUUUACAUUGUGUUUAUGUUAACGUUGAAAUUUUAAUGUUGACGACGGAUUACAUUCUGUGUUUAUCGUGAGGUUUGGACGAGGAAAGAUAAUCGUCGCCACAGAUCAUCAUUUCAAACAGCCCACCCAUAAAUCAUUCAUCUCAAAAGCGGCCGAAAAUAAUAUGGCGCUUAGCCCUAACGGUCUCCUUCUUAUAAUAGAACCGACUCGAUCUGGGGAAGCCGAAGAAAUGUGAAUAUCCACAAAUAGCACCGGAUAUCCUUAUGCCAGUGAAAGUGUAGGCAUCAUGUCGAACUACAGACCGAGGACAACUAGUAGGGAUGUGAAACCGUUGUUUCUGUUGUUGCGGACCAAGUAUGUGAGUUAUUACGUGUUCGGUGCGAUAUUUAUCAGUUCGUUCAGUGUUUGUUACGGCUUCGCGGAGCAGAAGUUCGCCAUGGAGCCACAGGAUCAGACUGCCGUUAUUGGCUCGAGAGUGACACUGCCAUGCAGAGUUGAAAAUAAGGUGGGUCAACUCCAGUGGACAAAGGAUGAUUUCGGGCUUGGACUCCACAGAGAGUUGAGCGGCUAUGACCGGUAUAAGAUGAUCGGAAGCGACGAGGAAGGUGACUACUCUUUGGACAUCAGAGACGUAAAUUUAGACGACGACGCCAAAUACCAGUGCCAAGUCAGCUCAGGAGUUAAAGGUGAACCAGCAAUUAGGUCACGAUACGCCCGCCUCACCGUGCUAGUUCCGCCGGAACCACCGAAAAUACUGCAAGGGAAUUUCUACUCAACCACUGAAGACAGAAAUAUCAAAUUGGAAUGCGUGUCGGUCGGCGGAAAGCCGCCCGCUGAGAUAACGUGGGUGGAUAGCAACGCCGGAGUUUUGACUCAAGGUGUCACUUACACCGUGGAGCCCCUGUCUGACGGACAAAGGUUUACUGCGAGGUCAAUUAUAAAUAUGACGCCCAAGAAGGAACAUCACAACCAAACUUUCAUUUGUCAAGCUCAGAACACAGCGGACCGGGCGUACAGGGCGGCCAGUAUACAAAUUGAGGUGAAAUACGCUCCUAAAGUGAAGAUUUACAUAAAAUCAAGAGUCAAUGGGAGAAUUCCCGAAGGGGAUGAUGUAACAAUAGGCUGCAAAGCAGACGCCAAUCCAACGAAUCUAACUUACAAAUGGUAUAUAAAUGAGGAAUCUAUAAAUGGAAACACUACUGAAUUGAAAAUCUACAACAUAUCAAGAAAGUACCACGACGCAAUAGUGAAAUGCGUUGUUUACAACGACGUCGGAAAGACUGAGGAAGAGGAGACCUUGGAGAUUACUUAUGCGCCAUCCUUUCGCCAUCUUCCCAAGGACGUCGAAGCCGAAGUUGGCACUAGCGUAACCUUGAGUUGCGAUGUGGAUAGCUACCCGAAUCCAGAGAUACGAUGGCUCCAUCAUGAAGAAGACCAGACUAUUCGCGUGGGACGCACCCCUAAUUUAACUCUCACAGUGGAUACCCACACAUCAGGGAGGUAUCUUUGUAAAGCCAGCGUGGAUGGAUUCCCUGAAAUAGAAGCAGAGGCGUCGGUAUUCAUUAAAGGUCCUCCGAAGAUAAUAUCGAAUCAGACACAAUUCGGUACCCAGGGGGAUACAGUGAAUAUUGAGUGUGCAGCCUUCGCCGUGCCGAGGAUAGACAGUAUUAUCUGGACUUUUAACGGAAGAGAAAUAGAUUCGUUGCACGAUCAGGACUACGCAUUCCUCGAAGAUCUACAAUCAGGAGGCAUAGUUAACUCUACGCUAAUAAUUCGAGAGAGCCAAUACAAGCACUUCGGCGUGUACAAAUGUAAUGUGUCUAAUGACUAUGGCAAUGACUAUUUGGAGAUUACCGUGACUGCUAAAGAGGCCCUUCCGCUGCUGGUGAUAAUUUUCAGCGUAACCACUUGCACGAUUGCCGUGGUUUGCCUAACUAUGCUGAUAAUAAUUUGCCAAAGAAAACAGAAAAGGGGAAAGCAGAGUCAAGUGGCCGAGAAGCCAGAUGUGACUGUCACGGCCCAAGAACUUUUCAAGGAUAACGACAGGAACUCAAACAUUAGCGACCUGAAGCUUGAACUAAGACAGGCUAACGGUAGCUGUGAAAUUGAUUAUUCCAACACCGGCUCAGAUAGUACCUUGUGUUCUAAUGCCAAAUUAGGCAGCGGCAUUCCAUUGGCCGGUUCUGUUCCUUUAGCAUCUAUGAACCAGAAUAACUAUCAGCCGUACAGAUAUAGUAACGAUUACACAGAUCCUGCUUACGCUGAUUGUUACAAGGUCAAUGGCUUUAACAACGGCUAUCAGACGUAUGUUCAUUAUGGACAUGAUUACACGCCUGGUUCGUUGAGGGUGCAGUCGCCGACUUUGGCCAGCGAUAAACUCACCCCUAACAGGUCUAUAAACGGAAGUUUACCUAGAAGUGUCGAUACGCCAUCGACGGUUCAAUACAACGUAGGGAAUGGAUCCCAAAAUAACUCGUUGCAGCGGUCAACAAAACGGCAAGACAGCAGCAGCGCAUUGAAUAACCUGGGCCUUCCUACAGCAGAGGUAAGCCGCGUGCCUAAUGGUGGGAUACAUGGUGUUGAUAUAAGAUACGCAGCAACAUAUGGGAAUCCACACUUACGUUCUGGAGGUGGAUUGGGUUUCAAUACUGUUAACACUGCCAAACCGGCGUCCACUCCAGCGCCACCACCUUAUUCGUCUGUCAGAAAUUCUGUAAUAUUACCUUCAGGUAACUCCUCUCACUCUAUAACAUCGCCAACAAGUGUAGCCUCACCACAAUGCGCUACUAGUCCUAUAACAACGUCAACUAUAUCCACUGACAGCACCCAGCCGCUGACCGGCGUGGCAACUUCGUCCGCGACCCCACAGUCUCCUAGCGCACAUUACAUACUCGCACCAUCGAACAGGAGUAUAACAACGGCCGCUGUUACUAAGAAAGGUAAUGGCUUGCAAUCACCCUUGGCAACGCACGUAUAAGACUAUCAAAAAAAUACAUUAACAAAGACUCUACGAAUAGCUUGAUUGUAAAAUUGUAUAAAUGUAAAAUUAAAUAUGUCAAUUCUAAUUCAAUUGAAUUGUUUGUAAAUUUAUUAACGUCGAUUAAUAAAUAACUAAGUUUAUUAUUGGACAGAAGUCGUUCGAAAAUAAUCAAACGGCUUUCGAACGUUUGUAUCUUGGGCGUGUUCUUGGGAAGUGUCUAUUUGAAUAUUCAACUUCGGGCUCUCUAGUUUCACUUAACAAUAUUUUCCGAGUUCGUUGUACUCAAUAAUUGUGAUGUGAUGAACGCCGAUGGUAAGCGUCGUUGCAUUGAUUCUGCUCGUUGAGAUUUCUGUUGAGUUCGUUCUCUAUCAUAUCCAGUUUCAUGUUUUUGUGAUGUUUGGUUACAAUUCUCACAAGCAAAACAUGCAGAAAUCAGAUUUUAAAAGUAAACAUUGAUAAAAUGUACCCGAAAAAAGACGCACAGAAUCAAACCCGAAUCACGUGAUCAGGAUCGCUAACCAUUCGACCUAAAGUCAAUAUAAAUUAAGUUGAUUUUCCUUCACUCGGAGUGUACAAUAAUUAAUUAAUAAUUACCAAGGCCUUUUAUUUGUUGUUACAUUGAUCUGAAUUUAAAAACGGAAAUCAAGAAUUGUAAAUAUGAACUUCAUUCAGAACAAGUUU